Molecule: messenger RNA, 1707 nt
Organism: Cuscuta europaea
Lineage: Eukaryota; Viridiplantae; Streptophyta; Magnoliopsida; Solanales; Convolvulaceae
Source: the annotation of a GenBank genome assembly
ACCCCGCGAACCACAGUUGCAACCGCUUGUCUCUGCUUUUAAACCCUAAAAAUCUAAUUCGAAAUUCUUAAACAACAAUGGCAGCAACCGCACGAUGCAAGCUCCGAUCCGUUGUAUUCAAUCAUCCUCUUCAUACCCGCCAUUUCGCAACCUCGAUCUUGAACCCUGAUUCCAAAACCGCGCUCUCCAGCAAAGAGAAAUCUCGUACAGCUCUCUCUCUGCUCCGAACCGAGACCAACCCGGAACGCAUCCUCGACAUAUGCCGAGCCGCCGCGCUAACUCCUGAGUCUCACCUCGACCGACUCGCCUACUCCAAGGCCAUCUUAAAGCUCCGCAACUCCAAUUACUUUGGGGGAAUUCGUGAGCUCCUUGAAGAAUAUAAGUCCCGACCCGAUUUCAGAUCCGAAAGGUGCAUUUCCCACUUUGUCGUUCUCUAUGGGCAAGCCGGCAUGCUCGAUGACGCCAUGAAGACCUUUGAGAAAAUGGAGGACAUGGGGAUCGAACGAUCGGUGAAAUCACUCAACUCUCUCCUGUUUUCUUGCCUUUUAGCUAAAAAUUUCGGAGAAAUGAAGAGGGUUUUUGUUGAAUUUCCUAAAAAAUACACGAUUGCCCCCGACCUAGAUACCUAUAAUACAAUGAUUAAGGGGUUUAGCGAGUCGGGUUCUACCAGCUCUGCCUAUUCCAUAUUGGAUGAGAUGAUUAGAAAUAAAGUCAGGCCAAAUGCCACAACUUUUGGAAACUGUCUUGCAGGUUUUUACACGGAGGAGAAGUUUGAGGAUGUCGGGAAGGUUUUGGAUAUGAUGAGUCAACACGGUGUUUCACCAGGCAUUGCUAUUUAUAACAUAAGGAUUGAAAAUUUAUGUAAGCUCAAGAGGUCAAAGGAGGCAAAGGCAUUGCUUGAUGGAAUUUUGUCCAGGGGGUUUAAGCCGAAUUCUUUCACUUAUGCCCAUUUGAUCCACGGGUUUUGUAAGGAAGGCGAUUUGGAAGAGGCAAAGAGUAUGUUUAAAAAGAUGGCUAACAGUGGAUGCCAACCGGAUAGCGAGUCAUACUUUAGGCUGGUUUACUUCUUAUGCAAAGGUAAAGAUUUUGAGGAUGCAAUGAAAUUUGCAAAGGAAUGUAUGGAAAAGGGCUGGGUUCCUAAUUUCUCGACUAUGAAGAUGCUCGUGGAUGGGCUUGCAAGUAUUUCAAAGGUUGAGGAAGCUAAGGAAAUCAUUUCACAGUUGAAGGAGAAGUUUUCUAGAAAUGCUGACAAGUGGACUGAGAUUGAAGAAGGGCUACCCAAGUAGGAGGGAAAUGUAUCAUGGUAAACUCUUAUCUUGGUUUUGAAUAAUGAUUUGGUGUCAUGAUUAGCUUCUAAAAUAGUUAAAGUCGAUGCCCUUGUUGGAUUAAUUCUCUUCUACAGUGGUCUUUUUCUCAGUUACAUUUUCUCCAUUAUUACUUGGACUUGAUUUUGAAGCAACUUUCCUCUUGUUCCCAUUCUAAGCUAUUUGAGUUUUGAACAUGAGGAAGCUAUAUCACCUCCCAAUCUCACAGCACAUAAAUGUGAUAUUCAUUUCUUCCCAAAAUGCGCUGUAUGUAAUAUAAAAAGUUAAUAGGUUUUUUGUGUAAUCCCAUGAGUAAUGAGUGGCAUCACUAUGUUUUUACAAAUACUACGUGUGUAUUUUUUUCUUGAAUGGUUUGUAGUUCCAUGCUAUAUUUUCUUUUACC